Molecule: messenger RNA, 1411 nt
Organism: Papilio machaon (common yellow swallowtail)
Lineage: Eukaryota; Metazoa; Arthropoda; Insecta; Lepidoptera; Papilionidae
Product: synaptic vesicular amine transporter
Exons: 11
Coding region: 21-1391 (456 amino acids)
Biological process (GO): transmembrane transport; aminergic neurotransmitter loading into synaptic vesicle
Cellular component (GO): synaptic vesicle membrane; terminal bouton
Molecular function (GO): serotonin:sodium:chloride symporter activity
Source: RefSeq, a predicted model, not a curated record
ACGCGUCAUUUUGCGCCGACAUGUUGGACGAACGCGCGUCUGGGCACGGCCUACUAGCAUUCGCUCUCGUCUAUCUUACCUUCUUCCUUGAUAAUGUUCUCCUGACAGUGCUUGUUCCAAUAAUCCCGGACUGGGUUCGCGGCGAGUCUCUAGCACUGUGGGCCACCCACAACGCUCCACUUGUCAAGUUUCUUAACACAACUGUGAAUAAAAUUACCACCGCUGAUGAGGAUGAGGGUGUUGGGGCCUCGCAGGCGCUAGUGGGCGCGGUGCUGGGCGCCAAGGCGGCUGCGCAGCUGCUGACGGCGCCGGCAGCCGCGUGCGCUGUGGCCCGCCGCGGACCUAUGCCUGUGCUGCGGGCUGCCACCGCACUACUGGCGGCUGCUGCAGCAGUGUUCGGGUGGUGCGCACGUCGCGGCAGCGGUGCGUUGGCAGCGGGUUUAGGCCGCGUGGUGCACGGUGCGGGCGCGGCUCUGGCCGGCGUGUCGGGAAUGGCCGUGGCUGCGUCAUUACCAAACUUGCGUUGCAACGCUGUGGCCGUGCUCCUUGGUGCAGUUGCACUGGGUGUUUUGGUGGGAUAUCCUUUUGGAGGCUCCGCGUACUUCCUGUGGAGUCCGGCAGCACCUUUCCAGCUGAUAUGCUUCGCGUUAUUAUUGGAUUUUGUUUUACAGUAUGCAUUUUUGAGAGAAGAUUGCCAAUAUCAACUCCAGUGUAACCGGGACAACAACAACCAAGCCAGACCGGAGUCUAUAUGGGCGGUGUCUCGGCGCGGAGGAGCGCUGGAGUGUGCGGGCGCGGUGCUGCUUACUACCAGCGUGAUGGCCGCGUUGGAGCCCUGCCUGCCGCUCUGGAUGCUGGAAAAGUUCCGCCCGGAGCGCUGGCAGACUGGCGCCGCUUUCCUACCAGAUAGUCUGGGCUACCUGAUCGCCACCAGCUCGCUGGGCGGCGUGACGCGGCUGGUAGGCGCCGAGCGAGUGGCUCUAGUGGGUCAGGUCACCGUCGGCGCGGCAGCACUAGCAGUUCCAUACGCAACUACCGUGUGGGGCCUGGCGACGCCGCAGCUGUGCGUUGGGCUAGGUUUGGGUGCAGCGGACGCGGCGCUGGCGCCCGCUCUGCUGGCCCGCAGGCCGCGUCGCGUUCCUCAGCUGGCUGCGCUGCUGCAGGCCGCCGCCAGCGCCGCCUAUGCACUCGGUCCAGUGGUGGGUGGCGUACUGUCAUGGUGUGUGGGGUUCGAGACGGCGCUGCGGGCGCUCGGUGUCGCCAACCUGCUGUACGCCGCGCUACUCUACCGAGCCCUCACCGCACAUCCACUCUCACCACAGUGGGGCGCUGGGACACCUACUGACGACGAUAGCGAGGAAGAAGCGGCAGAGCUCACUCCGCUACGCUAGCGCCCCCAUGCACGCGCGGC